This is a messenger RNA of Engraulis encrasicolus (European anchovy), 7645 nucleotides long. RefSeq names its product A kinase (PRKA) anchor protein 1b (gene akap1b). Lineage: Eukaryota; Metazoa; Chordata; Actinopteri; Clupeiformes; Engraulidae. The transcript has 11 exons. Bases 306 to 3185 code for a protein of 959 amino acids. The record is from RefSeq and is a predicted model, not a curated record. Gene Ontology annotation, molecular function: protein kinase A regulatory subunit binding; RNA binding. Gene Ontology annotation, cellular component: membrane; mitochondrion.
GCCAUUUUCGGCCACCCAGUUGAACGAAAAGUCUGAUUAGCGUCUAGUGAUAAACGGUCUGACUGAUAAACCUAGUUUGCCAUGCUACCACAUCAGAGGGGACUAUUUGAGAUGGUCGCUACCUUACUUUAGCUAGCUUAGCGUACUUUCUAUUUAGCCUAUUGCUAAGUCUACCGCAGCCGUGAGGGAAGCGCAACUGCAAAUCUUGAUAGCGCGUUGGUGUAUGAAAGUUUGCGGUCUCUAUUUGCGUUGACCUAGGCGUGCAAGCCUGGGUAAUGUGGUGUAGUUGCUAGGGUCCAGAGGAGAUGCCAUUGAGGUUCCGGUCCUUUGCCCCGUACACGCUCCCUGGGGUUCUGGCGCUCCUCGGCUGGUGGUGGUACAUAUCCCGCAAGAAAGCCCGGCCCAACAGCCUUCAGGCUGAGGAGGAGGGGGCGGGGGUGGGUGUCGGCGUGGGGGUGGGAGCUCCAGCCAUGGGCCUGUUGAGCUCCCCAUCCGAGGGCAGCAACGGCCUGCUGGAGAAGGCCUGUUGUCAAUCCACAUCCCCCAACUCCACAAUCCACCGCAGGCCCAGCAAGGACAGACCCAAAGCCCCAGAGUCCAAGACUCCAGAGCAGGCACAGCCGGAGCCACCUCAGCAGGAGGUGGUGGUGGUGGCAGCACAGGUCCACUCCCCUCUGGGCACAACCGCCGCUGCCGAGCCCAAGGCCCUCUCAGUCUCAGCGUCCCCUUCAAUGGGGUUGGGAAAGACGGCGGAGGUAGUACCCCAGCAAUCCCCGAUCCAGAUCAACGCAGCGUCUCAGCUGCAGACUCCGACAACGGACGCCCUCUCGACCACCGGGAAAAGCACAGCGGAACAGCCACAGAGAGAUGCGGAAAGCUCUCGCGAUCGAACAACACAAGCAAUGGGGGAUGCGAGCGUUAUCACAUCAGACGCGGCCCACCCCACCACGGCGUCGGCCGCAGAGGUGUGCGCCGCCAGCGACAGGGUGGGAGGCCUCGGCGUCGACACGGCCGCAGAGCUCACCAAAGACAAGCGGCCCGAACCCGAGGGCGAAGUGGCAGCUGAGGAGAUCCCCCACAGCAAGCCUGCACCCACACCCACACCUGCACAGGACACACAGAGAGAUGUGGCCCCCUGCACCUCUUCCUCCCCCACCCCCCAGACCACCAAAGACGACGUCCCCGCUUCCGCAAGGCUAAAGAAGUCCGCUUCGGAGUCGGUGUCCUCCCCUUUGUGCCCGCACCCCGAGACCCCCACGGCGCACCUGGUCAUCACCUCCCCGCUGUUCACCAGCACGCCCACUGGCGGCGCGGAGGAGGAGGACGGCGCCUUGCCCUCGGAGGGUGGCAAGGACGAGUGGCACAGCACGGUGGCGGUGAGCCAGCAUCACGCGGCUGGCGGAGAAGGCGGAGACGACUGCACGCAGGAGCAGGAGGAGGAGGAGCAGCUGGAGUUUGAGCGCGUGGCCGCGGGUCUCAUCACGGAGAUCAUCUCAGCGGCCGCCCAGGAGGUCCAGAUGAGCAGCUGCGAGGGCACGAGCGAUGUCGGGUAUGCCAGCAGCAGCACCACCAAAUCUCCAGCCCAGGCGGCAGGAACGCCAGUUCUCAACGGCAGGCCGUACUCUGCAACCACGCACGUCGACGGCACCCAACAGCAGGCCGACGAGAUGGAUUCCCCCGCACAGCAAUCUCGAUUGCAGGGAGCCUCGCGCUCUGCGGGCCGUGCGUCAGACAAGGAGAUGGCCAACGGCUGCCUGACGUCGUCGCCAUCGUCAUCCACGUGGGAAUACUGCACAGACAGGACGGCGGCCGAGCCAGUCAAAGCCUCCACGUCCAAGUCCAAGGCACAGGCGGCCGAGGACAGCCAGACGGCAGGCGAGGACUCUGGCUGCUACCAGUCGGAGGACGGGAUGAGCAGCGACGUCCACAGUACGGCCGCCGCGGGGCUGCUGCUGUCGGACGCGACCCCCAGAGCGGCUUACGCGCACGUCCAGAAGCGCUCCCCGACGUCGUCCCUGGGCUCCUCGGAGGUGGAUACCCCGCGGCUGAUGGAGAGCCCCUCUCCGAUGGUGCUGGAGGAGGCCGUCCUGGCCCGGCACGAGGCCGCCACCGCCCUGCAGGCCCCGCUCACUGCUGCCUCCCUGAGGAACGGAGGGCACAUGGCCGGCAGCGAGGCUGAGGCCGACCAGUCUGGAGGUUCAGAUGUGAACAGUAUGGACUCUGUGGACAGCGGCUGCACGCUGGGCGCCAGUGAUGCUCUGAGCACGGGCAGUCAGCCCUCAGCCUCCUCCAGCUCUGAAAUGAUCGUCUGGGAGAUCGAGGUGCCAAAGCAUCUGGUGGGGAGACUCAUUGGAAAACAAGGGAGAUACGUGAGCUUCCUGAAGCAAAGCUCAGGAGCAAAGAUCUACAUCUCGACUUUGCCUUACACGCAGGAGUUCCAGAUAUGCCACAUGGAAGGAUCACAACAACAGGUGGACAAAGCACUGGCCUUGAUUGGCAAGAAGUUCAAGGACUUGGACUUGACGAACCUGUACGCGCCCCCUGCCAUGCCCCUCUCGCUGCCCUCACUGCCCAUGACCUCCUGGCUGCUCCUCCCCAACGGAGUGACGGUGGAGGUGAUCGUGGUGAACAUCGUCUCCCCCGGCCACAUGUUCGUGCAGCAGCAUACCCACCCCACCUACCACGCCCUGCGCAGCCUGGACCAGCAGAUGUUCCUCUGCUACUCUCAACCGGGCACGCCGGCUCUGCCCACCCCUAUCGAAGUGGGAGUGAUCUGUGCAGCGCCGGCGGGCGAGGGCUCGUGGUGGAGGGCACAGGUCAUCUCCUUCUACAAAGACGCUAACGAGGUAGAGAUCCGCUACGUGGACUACGGCGGCUACGAGCGGGUCAAAAUCGACACACUUCGCCAGAUAAGGUCAGACUUUGUCAGUUUACCCUUUCAAGGAACAGAAGUGCUUCUGGAUAACCUACUGCCUCUUCCAGGUGAAGAUCGGUUCUCCACAGAAGGAAAUGCUGCUUUGGAGGAAAUGACGAGAGGCGUACCACUACUUGCACAGGUCACAAACUACGACAACAACACAGGCCUGCCAAUGGUCCAGAUGUGGAACAUGGUUGGAGAAGAGUGUGUGCUGUUGAACCGCACCCUGGCAGAACGAGGUUUUGGCACUUGGGUGGACAACUUCUGAGUCGCACCUCUUCCAUAGCCUCGCCGCCCGCCCGCCCGUACCCCUAUCCUCCCUCACCCCGUCCCUCUCAAACAAGGAAAACGGAAAAAGAGACAUACUACUUCCCUCUCCCCCACUUACACCCAUCCUUUUCAACCUGAAGUGCACACCACUCUUUUGGGAAGAUGUUUUUUUUGCUUUAUUUUGGGGUUUUUGAUUGUUAAUUUUCUUUCUAAAAAAAAAAGGAAAUCUGAAGAACUUUAUUUAAAAAAAAUGUUAAAAAAAGAAAGUCAAGCUAUAACAAUAAGCCAAUUCUCCCUACAUCAGAACACACAUUCACAGACACACACACCGAAUACUCCCCCUUCUCGCUCUCUGCUAAGGACUGGGAUGGGAGCAGCAGCUACUUGGCCCGUUUGUAAAUUUCAAGAAGAAUAAGAGGGGACAAAAAAAGCAAAUCUUCAUAGUCAAGAACUUUUAAUAGCUUUUUUUUCGUCCCUCCGUCCUUUCACAACAGUAUUUUCCUCCACCCACCGGCAUUCGCGACAAACCCUGUCAAUGGAUUUUUGUUUAUGUUUCAUGGAUGUCUAAGGCUUGACUCAAAAAAAGGAAUAAUGUACAUUUCAGAGGAAAUUACUUUUUUAGGUAUGUCUUUUCUGCAUGUACAGUACUAGCAGACACAAUGAAUUAUUAAGGCGCUCAUCAAAAAAAGCAGAUGGUCUCGUUUGUCUUGAGAUUGUUGUACGCUUUUCCAUUGUAAAACGGUUCGUCCAAUCCACUGUGCGCGCAACAUGCUUUGCAGGAUUCUAUGAAUGUCAUGCUUCUGGGAGGAAAAGGGUAUUUUAUCACACCUAUAAUCACUACAAGAAAUAGUUUUUUUUUUUAACCUUACCAAAAAGAGAAAUAGAACUCGAAUCCAUGUGAAAUGUCACUGUGACAGAAGAAGAGAGAAAAAAAGGAUUACAAAUGUCAGAUCUGGCCGUCAUGAGUUGUGGGGGUCGAUGGUGUAAUGUUGUCAUUGUCGGGAUUUUGAAGGAGACACCCUCUCACAAAUUCUUUGCUCGAGAAAGCCCAUGUGUUACGUCCCUGUUCCCCCCCUCUUCCCCUCUCCUCCCCGUCUAAACAUCUCCUGUCUGUAUAACACUGUGGCCUUAAACACAGGGAGAGAGCAUGUGGGGUUGUGGGGUGUCUCCUGUGACAGCCAGAGCAGACGGAAGAGCUGUUCUCUGCUCUGCUCACCCUCCCUCCCCACACUCACGCGUGCUGCACGCACAGCUAUUAAACACACACACACGCGCACACUUUUGCAGACAGUUGCGUGAGAAGAGGAACCUUGUGCUUAAUUGAAGCCCCUGAUGGUGCUGCGGCCAAACAACUUGGUGCAUUCUCGCAGUGUUUCUGAUCCUCUUGUUUCGAUUUAAAGGGAAACGGCUGAAGCUUGUUCAGCAGUGAGACCUGGGAUGGCAAUAGAAUGUUCAUGGAGAAUAGGCAGCUAGUGGGGCAAUAAGCCGUGUUGGGUUCUGUGGUGCUGGUGUCGUGUAGUGUGGUGGUGUGGUGUGGGUGUGGGUGUGCAUUGUGUCGCAACACAUCCCCCCCAUGCUGUCUUUUUGCGGCACACCUGUUGGGUGGGCCAGUGCUGUAUGGGACCAUUAAAUCACAGAAGUGUAAACAGUAUUCUAAUGUCAGUGAAAGAUGAGGGCCGUUGGAUAUACACUACAGCAUCCUGAUUGGAUGAACACUAGUAUACAUCAUCCUUAUUGGAUAACGGACAUCAGUGUACAACCAAUUAACGGACACUAGUAUGCAGCAUCCUUACUGGAUAAUGAACACUAGUAUGCCAUGUCCUUACUGGAUAACGAACACUAGUAAACAUGAUCUGUAGUGGACAGUGGACGCUGGCAUACAACAUCCUUAUUGUUGAUGGACACUAGUGUGUGCAAAGACGGCAGUGGCAAGAUGCCAGAGACAGAAGAAGAGGCAAGUCGUAUAUCGGUCAAUAACAGAAUGGCUACUAGUUAAAGAACAACGUUAAUUGAGCGCCUGUGCGUGUACGUGUUUUUGUCUGCGUCUGGUUUGCAUGUUAGCCUUGUCCACAAGAUCACACGCCUCCUGUUUUUACUAACUGUGUUGCUUCUUCAUGCCCUCAUGAGCUGUAAUCGUCACCCAAUGCUACAAGCCCACUGGCCUGCCCCGUUUCCUCACCGCCCCCAUAAGGAAGCCAGUGUGAGGGGGGUGAUGGGAUCAGGCAUCAUGGUGCUCUAUGGCCAGUAACCCCCAAUCCCUAGCUUAGCUUAGAUUACCCUAGCACAGCAUCACCGCUCUGCACAUACAUCAAGUAUCAAUACUGAUAUAGGUGUGUUUGGAACUUCUACAAACUAAUCUGAAGUUUAUGUACACUCGUAACUUGAUCGGUUGGAAAGAAACGGACUUGGACAGGAACUUUUGGGAAUAUACUCACACAACCUCAGUGAAGGCUGUAAAACAGACUUCCUGUUUGUAAUUUUUUUCUUGUUUUUGUUUAAUUAUCAUAGGAUAUGUGGGGGCACUGCGCUGACAAGAUAAACCAAGUAAUAGUGUUUAUUUCCUUUAGUCACAUGUUUGUUUUGUUUGUGGGGAUUAUUCAAGCUUCCCUUUCAGCAUUCUGUUUUUGUUUUGGGUUUUGUUUUUUUUUCUUGCCUCUUUGUCCAGUAUAUUAUAUACUUGUGUGUUUGUUUUGUGUGAUGACAUCUAAAUGGUUGUGACCCUUUCAAACAAAAAGUCCCAUUGUUUUCAAAAUGCUGUCUGUAGAUUUUAAAUGUCAUGAUCUGACACUAAGUAUCAUCAUCAUCGUCAUCAUAUACCCUUUAGCCAAUCGGCUCCAUAGCUCUAUGUCAUGUCACCUUCUGGGUUCUACUGAAGUCACAUGGUGAGGUGAGGCUGCUCUGUCUGAAGUCGGAGCCUUUUGGUAAAGUCUGCGCGGUUCCUUUUAAACCGUUAUUUAUAAUAUCACUACUGUUGGUCUGGUGGGUCAUGUGACAAGACAUUAGACUGUAAUCCAAAAAAGUGACUGCUUAAACAGAAGCAUAUACCGUUAACUUUUAAAGAAAGGGACGUCCCUGAAUUGUCUGCAAGAUGAGCAUGUAUGUUUACCUUUCCUUCCUCUUGUAAACUUGAAAGUCCAAACUCAUUCACGUCAUGCUUUCAGGCUUCAUGCCUCGCAGUCCAAGCCUCGGGAAAGGUACAUGACUAUUUAAAACCUCUUCUACAUCCUCUAAGGACCAUGAAUUGUUGAUUAAUUUUCCUCAUGUAAUGGUUUGACCAUCAUGUGGUUGACAAUGUAUGAUUUGUGUUCAGAUGAAGGAGACCUUAGUGGUAUAAUUCCAGAAAGCUUGUUUAGGAGUCCACAUACUCAGCUAUGGAGCUGAUGUCAACUUUCUUAUAGAGGGAGCUUGUGGGCUUGGUUGCCAUUUGCCCACCUGGGUUGGUUACUAAAUCACUUUCUUGGAAUGCCCCUUUGAAGAUUGUACUGAAUUUGACCAUCCAAAGGCAUUUUCAUAUCUCUGUUGAUAUGGCCCCUUCAUGUCACCAUAGACUGAAAAAAUGAGCUGUGCACUACAUUUAGUUAUGUCAUGACUUGAGACCCGGGGGUAAUGGACCCCUUGGUCGUUUUUUAGCCAAUAAGAAUCACAUAUGCACUGGUUGGAUCUUUCAAUGGUCUGGUCAGCUGGUGUUGUCAUAAGAUCUAAGAAAUUGUAGUCCAAUAUUUCUGACUUAUUUUUUCCCCCAAUUGCCUUUUGCUUUUCAGAAACACUGUUGAACUUGUAACACUGAAGCAUACUGAUGGUUUGAGUCCUUGGUUUCCUGUGAAGUUUGAAAGCCUACAUGGUUGAUGUCUUCCUUUUUUCGUUUGACCAUUACAUUACCCUCCUCUUGUACUGUCCUUCUGCUUCUUCACCUGUCCGCUUCUCUGGUACAGUGGUGCAUCUAAUGCCUCUUGUGUACAUUUCACACCAAAACUCAGACCAUCUUCAUCUUCCCCCUUUCUGCUAGAGUGGAGAAGUGUGUGGCUUGACUAUACGAGAUUGUUUUUUGUUUUCUUUAAAAAAAAAAAAAAAAAUCAAAUUGUGCAAGUCUGUGUAAAUAAGAUAUUUCACUGUACUUUUGUAACACACUGGAGAGUUUCAAAUAAAAAAAGGGAAACUGUUCAUCCAAACCCACCUCACCACCAUCUUCCCUUCUAUAAAUGAAAUCCGCUCAAGAGUUCUUGUAUCGAUAGGACUGGUUUGAAGUGUUUUUGGUUAGGUAGGAUUAUAAUUGGUUAUUUAAAAAAAUGGAGUGCAAGCAAUCCUGCCUCUGGUUCAGAUGCGUGAACUGGUCAGUUUUUGCUAUAACUCAUGAAAGGUUUGAUUUGAUUUUUUUGUUUUUUUUUUUGUUUUGUUUUUUUCUUUUGGGUUGUACAGCUCUUUUGGGGGGAAAGUAAUAAAUAAAAGUAUGAAAAUGGA